Molecule: messenger RNA, 4683 nt
Organism: Hemisphaericaspora subhashii
Lineage: Eukaryota; Fungi; Ascomycota; Pichiomycetes; Serinales; Debaryomycetaceae
Product: ubiquitin-protein ligase
Exons: 1
Coding region: 1-4683 (1560 amino acids)
Biological process (GO): rescue of stalled cytosolic ribosome; ribosome-associated ubiquitin-dependent protein catabolic process
Cellular component (GO): cytosol; RQC complex
Molecular function (GO): zinc ion binding; ribosomal large subunit binding; ubiquitin protein ligase activity
Source: RefSeq, a predicted model, not a curated record
AUGGCAACAGAAGAACAAGAACUUACAGGUGAUUUAGGAUACAAUGGAUUCUCAGUCUCAUUAAACUAUUUCACAUCCUUACCUGAUAUCACCACAAUCCAUUCACCCGAAUUAACAGUCAUCCUCAAAUCUCUUCUUAAGAAAGAUCCCAAAACGAAAGAAAAAGCAUUAACAGAUCUCCUUUCAUUAUUAGACAAUAAUAAGAACGACAUAUGUAAUGAUUUAACGAUCAUGGCUUGGAUCCAAAUCUAUCCAAAAUUAGCAAUUGAUAAUUCUAGAAAUACAAGAUCUAUGGCACAUUUAGUCCAAACCAAAUUCUUAGAAAUCGUAGGUGGGAAAUCCUAUUCAAAAUAUUUGAAAAGUUCAAUACCCGUAUGGUUAUUAGGACUCUUUGAUCCCGAUCGUUCGGUUUCAAAUUCGACAUAUCUGAAUCUUGUCCAAUCGUUUCAAGGAGAUCGACAAAAAGUUGAUGAAUCGGUUUGGAUUAUCUUUAUUGAACAAAUUGUGAAUUUUAUUGCCACAAUUGUUAUAAUUGAAACUCCGGAGACUUUGUCUGAUAAACGAUACACUAAUGAAUCUGAAGUUGGAAUGAAAUAUGAGAGAGUAUUGAUGGGUGCUGUGAAUAUGUUGAUGAAGAUCAUUUCAUUGGUCAAUUGUGAAAAAUUGAAAUUGGAAAGUUCUUCUAUUAAGAUAAUUGAAAGAAUAUUGAAUCAAGAUGUCGUUUGGGAGAAAUUGAGUAGUUGCGUUAAGGAGGAUACCAUGAAUUUAGCUUUGUUUAAGACAGUUUUAACCCUCAUCUUAAGAAUAUUUGAUAUGAAACAAGAUAACAAGUUCAUCACCCAACUUGAAGAUCCAAAUGGAUUAUACAAAACCAUAUCUAAAAAAUUCAUGAAGACAAAAUUAAAACAAAGUUCAAAAUCAUCAGUUGGGAGUAUCGUAUAUUCAAACGUUGUCUUACAAUUCUGGAGCACCAUUAUCGUCUUGACUGAUUUUAGUCAACAAGCAGGUAGUUCCGGUUUAAAGACAAAGAAAAACUUUUGGGAAUUGGCGGGAAAUAAAGCUCAAUCUAGGUUUUAUGAAUAUUUGAAGAUUGGUCAUUGUAAUCUGGAUCCAAGUUAUUAUAAUAUCAUCUCCAGUUUUUUCCAAGUUUUAUUCAGGUUAUCUAAAGACAACCAAGAUCCAGAAUCAAAUUUAGUUGAUUUUUCAAGUGACGAGGAAUAUAAAUAUAUUACCAACUUGUUCUUAAAACAAUUCAAUUCAAACCAGGGACGAUUCAAACCAGCUUGUUUAGAUUGCUUAUUCUCAAUAACGAUAUAUUUCCAAGUGGAUAGUACUGUCAAAGAGUCAACAAUGGAAGGAGUUGUGAUAGACGUGUUGAAAGAAAUACUGGCAAGUAGAAUUAAGAGCAUAUCCGAUGACAUUGUGGCAACUAUACAUAAAGCUGGCGUUUCCCAUGAAGUGUUUGAAAAGGUAAAUGAUGACAUUUUGGAAUAUAUCACUAUUUCAACUUUAAAAACAAGUCUUGAACUUAAAGUUCCGGAAGAGAAAUUCAUUCAAUCCUACUUCCAACUACUUCAAAAGCUAGACCUUGUCAAAUUGAUAGAACAUAUCGUCAAGGAAACGAUCGUCAAUCUUCAACAGUUAUUCGACCCAGCACUGGCAGAACUCCCAUUCAAGAUCAUAUCUAUCUAUUUAGAUUCAACUACUACUCCAAUUCCAGAGCUUGCCGAGUUUAUUUCUGAAUUACCAAGCUACAUUGAACCUGACUUCGUUUCCCAACCCAUCAAUCUUUUAUCGACCGCUGUUGCCAAGAGCAUCGUUGAAGAUCCUCUGGAAGUCAUAAACGACGUCUACUUGAAACUCUCAAUGGUCAAGCCAACAAGCAUCAACAAAUUCCUCGAAACUUUAAAGGGAGUAGUUAAAAUCGAUCAAACUCAUUUUGGAGAUAUUUAUGCCCAUUUAUUGACCAUUUCAACAAAACCGGAGGUAUCAAAGAGUGAAAUUGAAUUGUUAUUAGGGUUGACUGAUUCUUCAGAAAUCUUAACAAAUGUGAUUGGAACAGCUGCUAAGAAUGAGACAUCUAGAUUGGAUUUCAUUGAGCUUUGUAUGACUGAUGGAUGUGCGGAUCGUUUAAUAAACGGAGAAGGAUGUUCUGAGAUACAAUUGAAGAAGUUCUUAGUAAGUGCUUGGAAGAAUGUGGAAUCGAGAUCGUCCUGCGGUGAGUUUUUGCAGUUUAUUAAGAACGAGAAACAAGAUGUAUUUAUAGAGUCAUUGAUUGAAUAUUUAGGAGAAGCAAAUAUUGAUGAUAAUUUCACCCAAGUUUCCAACAUCGCCAAGGGAACUCCAAUUUCGGCGGCUUUGUCCGAAAGAGUUAAACACAUUGUGAAUCAUAUGGAUAUAUACUCCAUAUCAAUGUCAAAUCCAUUAGAACUGGCAGCAUAUUUAUGCACAGCAAGAUCAACGCCAGAAGUAUUUCCAAUCGGUCCAAUAUUCGCGAAAUUCUUACUGGAAUUAAUCCAAAAUCUGAAUGUAGAUAUUGAUGAGGAUAUAAUUGUCCAAGCGGCAUUAAUAAGGGAAUAUGUUUCCGACUACGUCUUUGUUCAAGACUCUCAGAAGUUCGAUUUUGAGAAAGUUUCCAAUGCUCUUUCUGAAUUAGAGAGCAGUAUUUCCGCUAGAUUGAGGAUAGAUUUUGAUACUAUUGCAAGUUGUAUUAAUGGAACCGCUACUUCUCCAGUAUUUACGAAAUUAGUUGAAUUGUCUAACGGGAAUGAUACGGUUGCAUUCUAUGCUUCUAGAAUUAUCAAAAAGUUGAUCGAGACUUCAAUCGAACAAGAAAGUUUCCAAUCCUUUGAAGCACACAAUAUCAAUUAUACCAAAUUAGUCAAGACCCCAUUAUUAUUCAUAGGUGUAAUUUCUGGUUUAUCCAAAUUCCUUCAUUCAAAGACACUUGACCGGAUUAGGAAUUAUGUCUUUUCAGAAAUCUUAGGAGUCAGAAAAGAAUCCGAUAUCAUACUGGCCGGAUUAAAAUGGGUGACAUUCACGAUCUUAUUCUUGAAUUUCGACGAUGCUGAACAACGAAAAGACCUCUUCCCGGUACACAAAUUAACCAUGGCAUUAAAUCAAAUAUCGUCCUGGUUUGAAUCUUCUAUAGCCUAUGAUCCUGAGUUCACCGAUGUUAGAAUCCAAGCAGGGAGAUUCUUGGGAUUGCUCGCCCAACACCAGGCAACAAUUCCUGAUAAUUUCUGGGAAGUGACGAAUACUAUUUUACGUGAUAACUUAGGCAUGGUUGGAACUUCUGAUCGUAUUGAUUUGAAAUAUUAUUCCUUGAAGGUUUAUGGCUUAUUGCAUAGACUAGAGCAACAAUUAUUGGAGAACUAUGAUGAGGAAUUGCUUGAGAUUUUCUUGAGUGAUGAUAAUGUUAGUGUUGGGAUUGAGAACCAAGCUUCAGUAUUGAAUCAACAAGUUUUAUCAAGAGCACUUGAACAGACUAAGAUAUCUACAGGAAAUAUCAUUCAAGAAAAAGAGAAAUUGUUGCUGGUGUUUGUCGAGACUGAUUUGGUACCGAUAUUGCGAAUUUCGAGUUUUUAUUUAAGAAAUAUUAUAUUAAGACAGCAAGAAGAUUUCGUGGUGGAUUAUCAAUUACAAAAAUCCAAGUUGAGUGAAGAUGAACAAGAAGAUGAUGUGAUUCGUGCAAUCUUACCUGAUGAAUUAUUACGGGUUGCUCGUGAUUCGAAGUAUCAUACUACCCAUGUUGAAAAGGAAGCGGAUAUUGUCAAGUAUUUAUGGAGUUGGUAUUUGAUUUUCACUUAUUUUGAAGAUAUAACAUUCAAAAUGCGUGGAGAAUAUGUUUCACAAAUUACAACCGACAAGAAUGAAUUGAAUGGAUUAUUUGAAUUUAUAUUUGAACAUAUUGAACAACUUUCGGACAAAUUUUUCAAGACUUUAAUAACUAAUGAUGAUAUUAAAACUAAUACUAUUCCCGAUUAUGAUUUAGUUGAAUUGCCAAAGAAGGAAGAUUUGGAUUAUGAAAUUAGGUUUUUAUGUGUUCAUACUUAUUAUAAAUGUUUACGUUAUUGUGGAUCUCAGGUUCAGUAUUGGUUUAAAGAAAUUAGAGAUAAACAGCUCAAAACUAAAAUUGAAAAAUUAACUUCAACGUACAUUUCACCUAUUUUAAUAACCAAAAUUCUCACCCAAGUCACUGAUCAAAAAGAUAAAAUCCAAAACCAAGAAGAAAACAUGAAUAUCAAAAUCAACACGAUUACGUCUGAGAUUAAAACUUCAUUUGUAAUUGACGACCAGAAAAUGGAAAUGAUAAUCAAGAUCCCCAAAAACUACCCAUUGGAAAAUGUAUCAGUAGAAGGUCCUCUCCGUCUAGGUGUCAAAGAAACCCAAUGGAAAUCAUGGCUAUUGGCUUCUCAACGAAUCAUAUCAUUGACAAAUGGAUCCAUUAUCGAAUCGAUUGAAUUGUUUUGUAAGAAUGUCAAAUUGCAUUUCUCCGGUUUUGAAGAUUGUGCAAUUUGUUACUCAAUUUUACAUUCUGAUUUAUCAUUGCCGUCAAAGACAUGUUCUACUUGUAAUAAUAAGUUCCAUGCUGCAUGUCUUUAUAAAUGGUUUAAGAGUUCAGGUAGUAGUACUUGUCCACUUUGUCGUUCUGCAUUCAAUUUCAGAGUUUCUAGAUCGUAG